AUGGACAUCAAUACUAGGAUUGAAGAACUUCAGAGGCAGCUAAAAGAAGCAGAGAGGAGGGCGGAACAGGCAGAGGGCAUAGCUGAAAACGCAAAGGCCAGAGCCGAAGAGGCAGAAUAUCUCCGUGAGAAUGAGCGACGACUUCGACAAGCCCUGGAGAACAGAAUCAACCUGACAACCUUCGAGACCUUCCUUCGAUCCUGCCACGAGUACAUAACCGUACCGCUUAACAUUCAACCGAAGAAGUCCAAAACUACAAAGGGCUCGAUCACGGCCCCUACUGGUCGCUACUGUCCCACCACACUUCGCCGAUGGACAGAUUUUCCCCGUCUGCGCAACGAGCUCUUCAACAGGGUAUUCUCUCUCUUUCAUCCGACUGAAGCACCCCCAUUAAAAGUGUUCCCAUCCACUGAGGUGGUGAGGGGUGUCGGUGACCUUGUCUCGCGUCGACGACUAGGCAGCGAGCUCGACCUCUUGAGCUAUGAGCGAUUCGCCGUUGAAGAACAUGUCAUCUUCAUUAUGCAGGAACUGCUAAAGCUUGAUACUGGCACCCACCUUCCUUUGCUCGGGUCGGGCAUAUCCUUUGAAAAUCAUGCCAAUACCCUCAGUGACGAGCUGGAGCUAACACCGCAGAAGCACCAGGGUUUCGAAAAGAUGACGAGGUUGAGACUUUGCUGUUCAUCAUUGAAUACAAAGCUGGCUCACCUGAUCCCCACUGAUCAAGAGGAAAAACUCAUUUACAAAGCAAAGCAGAUCACUGGUGCUGCCAUCACUCAGGCAUUUGACUACAUGAUUAAAGAAGGGGUUGAAUAUGGGUAUUUGACUACUGGUGAAGUUUUUACUUUCCUUCACAUCAAAGAAGAUGACCCAACUACACUAUAUUACCACCUCUCUGAACCUGUUCGUGACAUCGAAGCUCAGCAUCCCCUAACACAGCAGGACCAAGAGUGGCGAUCUCAUGCAUUUUCCAUUCUUCACACAUGGGCUAUUGAUGUAGAGUACAUCUUGGCGAAGAUGCCAGCUGAGGAGAGAAGCCGAACGCCAUCUGGGUCGAGCUUUGUCCCAUCAAGCCCGCUUUCCAGUCCUAUCCAACAGGAACAAUCUCGUCGAUCACGUCGACUGCAAGGUCGCUGUGCGGACUCGGAUGACACGGCCGAAGAUUCACCCUCGGAUAGCUCUGAGGGGGACGAUCCCAGCAACCGUAAUGCAAUGAGCAAAUGGGGAUCCAAACGAUUCGCAGUGGUUAUAUCUCCACCUCGACCCCCUGCAGCAAAACGACAGCAGCAGUCGCAGGAGGAGCGCAGACGUAAUCGGGAGCCAGAACGUCAAUACUGCACACAAAAGUGCCUUGCUGGUUUGGCCAAUAGGGCUGCUUUAGAUCAAGCAUGUCCCAACAUCACUCUUCACCGAACAAUGAGCCAGGAUGACAAUCAUCCGAUUCUUACAGCGAGAGUUGCUGCACUACUUGAAGCUCAGCUUAACAACGACCGAGAUAAUGGAUGCAGACCUUUGAAGUUCUUUGGGGCCUACGGUAUUCUCUUUAAGAUGACACUGGCCAAAUACGGCUAUACUUUCGUGGGGAAAGGAACGAUCGAAGGGUUGAUCCAUCAUCUCCAACAUGAGGCUAAAGUGUAUGAAUACCUCAGCAAGCUUCAAGGUAGUUUGAUUCCGGUCUGCCUGGGGAGUGUUAACCUAAAAGAGCCAUUCAUCACAGAUGGUUUGGAUCGGAUUGUCCACUAUCUGCUCCUCUCCUGGGCUGGAGACAGCUUAGAUUAUUCGCAGCAUUGUGACUUUCAUCAGGAGGCGAGAAGACUGCAAAAGGAGUUGGGUCGGUAUGGUGUGGUCCAUGGGGAUGUUCGUCCUGCCAAUGUCACCUGGAAUUCAGAGCUAUCCCGACCAAUGCUGAUCGACUUCGACAAAGCGCGGCUGGUGCGGAAAAGACUAUUAACCAGCUCAAGGCCGAAAGCCACUCAUAGCCAUGCCAUUAAACGGAAACGGCGAAGCCUUUUCCAAGUUGACGUAUAA
This is a messenger RNA of Coccidioides posadasii C735 delta SOWgp, 2025 nucleotides long. RefSeq lists its product as uncharacterized. The record is from RefSeq and is a predicted model, not a curated record. Lineage: Eukaryota; Fungi; Ascomycota; Eurotiomycetes; Onygenales; Onygenaceae.